Aspergillus mulundensis is the source of this 609-nucleotide messenger RNA. RefSeq lists its product as uncharacterized. The transcript has a single exon. NCBI's taxonomy places the organism in Eukaryota, Fungi, Ascomycota, Eurotiomycetes, Eurotiales, Aspergillaceae. The coding region runs from base 1 to 609 and encodes 202 amino acids. The record is from RefSeq and is a predicted model, not a curated record.
AUGGCUCGAACCAACCGCUCUCUUCCAUCUCAACCCACCACUCUGCUUAACCUCAACGCCCUCCUCCGCAGCCCCUCCCCGCUCAACCACAACGAAACAAUCCUCCCAAUCGACAGCCUGAUAGCAUUAUCCAGCCACCAAACGACUUACCCCGCCAUCCACCACACACCUGCACAGGCGCCUCUCGCUCCAGACGAGCCAGGCAUUCCCCGGCCUAUCUCCAUCACACCCCCAGAGCCAGCCUUGCUCCGCCCCCGCCCUCACACCCAUAGCAACCCCCCCGCAUACACAACCAUCCCAUCCACGCCUCCGUCUCUUGAUCUGGAUUCCCAAGCCCAAGACCAACCCCAAGACGAACCCGAACAGGCAGCACCACCCUCCUACCCGCAACACCUAACAACGGACCCCCCCGCGCCGGCCUACACAAAAGCCGACCAGCGCCGCGGCCGCAAGAUCCGGUUUCUGGAUGUCCUUCGGGGCAGACGGCGCUCGGAGAAGGUCUACUGGGUCUUUAUGGGGGUUUUGAUAUGUCUUGCUUUGGGCGCGUUGUGUUUUGGGGUUGUUGAGUGGGGGUUGGAGAGGACGGGGAGGGGGCUUGGGGGGAGAUAG